Molecule: messenger RNA, 1661 nt
Organism: Elaeis guineensis (African oil palm)
Lineage: Eukaryota; Viridiplantae; Streptophyta; Magnoliopsida; Arecales; Arecaceae
Product: serine carboxypeptidase-like 34
Biological process (GO): proteolysis
Cellular component (GO): vacuole
Molecular function (GO): serine-type carboxypeptidase activity
Source: RefSeq, a predicted model, not a curated record
AAGAAUGGCUAUGUUCUCCUUCGUCUCAAUCUUUCUCUCUAUCUUCCUCCUCUCCUCCUCAGCCAUUGUUGAGCCUAGAAAACUCCUGCACCAUGAGGAAUCAUCUCAACAGUUGGCUGACAUCGUAGACCGGCUUCCCGGGCAGCCGGCGGUGAACUUCCGGCAGUAUGCGGGGUAUGUGACCGUCAAUGAGACCCAUGGAAGGGCGCUCUUCUACUGGUUCUUCGAGGCCACCGAGGACGUCGACAAGAAACCUGUGCUUCUUUGGCUCAAUGGAGGACCUGGUUGUUCUUCCAUUGGAUAUGGAGAGGCAGAGGAGCUUGGCCCUUUCUUGAUGCAGAAGGGCGUGCCAGAGCUCAGAUUUAAUGAGGAGUCCUGGAACAAAGAGGCUAAUUUGCUUUUCCUGGAGUCACCUGUUGGCGUGGGAUAUUCUUACACAAACACAAGCUCUGACUUGUUUGUGCUUGGUGAUGAAAUCACUGCAAACGAUUCAUAUGCAUUUCUUGUCAAUUGGUUCAAGAGGUUUCCACAGUUCAAAACCCAUGACUUCUACAUUGCAGGGGAGAGCUAUGCAGGACACUAUGUUCCACAACUUGCGGAGAAGAUCUUUGAUGCAAACAAGAAUGGUGAUGAAGAUAAUUACAUCAAUUUCAAAGGUUUCAUGAUUGGCAAUGCAUUGUUGGAUGAUGAUACGGAUCAGAGGGGAAUGAUAGACUAUGCCUGGGAUCAUGCUGUCAUCUCUGAUCGAAUGUACCAUGACAUCAAGAAGGGCUGCAAUUUUAGUGAUCCGGAAGAAACUGGCACUUGUGGUGAUCUAUUGGAAGGAUUCUUUGAAGCUUAUAAUGUCAUUGACCUGUAUAGCUUAUAUGCCCCGGUAUGUCCUGAAGAUUACAACUCCACCUCCUCUCAUCAGCUAGGCAAGAUCAAAGGCAGCAAGUUUAGGUUCUCCAAAUAUAAACUGUGGCACCGGAGGUUGGCUGGCUAUGAUCCAUGUGUCUCAGAUUACUCCGAAACAUACUUUAACCGGCCAGAUGUGCAAAAAGCUCUGCACGCCAAUGUCACAAAGAUUGGAUACUCCUGGACUCAUUGCAGCGAUGUGAUCCUUAGUUGGUAUGACUCCCCAGAUUCCAUGCUCCCAACCCUUCGGAAACUCAUUGAUGGAGGAAUUAGAGUUUGGGUAUUCAGUGGCGACACUGAUGGAAGAAUUCCCGUCACUUCAACGAGAUACUCAUUAAACAAGCUUGGCCUCAACACCACUCAAGAUUGGACACCAUGGUACACCAGCAAACCGCAGGUUGGUGGUUGGACAAUUGUUUAUGAUGGACUGACAUUUGUUACGGUCCGUGGCGCCGGGCAUCAAGUUCCAACUUUUAAACCAAAGCAAGCACGGCAACUUGUCAGUCACUUCUUGGCAAACAAACAAAUGCCUUCCUCGCCAUUUUAGCUUCUCAUCUAUUGUUCUUAUUAGGUUUUAGGUGUAUUUCUUUUUUUUUUCCCUUGAUAUUUGCUUCAAUCUCUCAAGCUACAUCCAUUAGAAAAUAGUGAUCUUGGUAGUGGCCAUUGGUCUGAUUCAGAAGUUCCUAAUCGGCCAAGGCAUGUUAUUAGGUAUUCUAGUUGUGUAGAUGACUAUUAGUUGCCAAAAAUUUUAUUUUGUGCAGUUA